GUGAAAACAGACACGGCAAAGUAACAAAGAGAAGGAAAAUGAAGGAAGAGAACACGGAAUAAGGGGAGAGAGAGAGAGAGAGAUUCAAAAGGGCAGCGCAGGCAUUCCUCCACCACCACCGUCACCUUGGUGCCACCCCCGGAAGCCCCAGAGGACGAGGACUUACACCCACAAUAGCCCUUUAACAGCCGUCGAUCGAUUCUCUCCUCCCUCUUUGAUCUUCACAUUCCCAUUGUAUCUUCUAUUCUUUCCACCUUCAUCUCAAUCACAUCACCUGAGAUCGACUGUGGCUGCACAAAUCCUCAACCCUGUUUCGUCCUAAUUCGCUGCGAACAACAAAAACCUCUGCUUUUGGAUCCUCUCUUUCCAGCUCAAUUACGCCCGGAUCUGGGGAAACAGGAAUAAACUAACAAAUCAUGGAUGAGUUUCCUGGUCUGUUGGCGAGAGAUUUUGGGUUCAGACCGCAGGGCAAAUCGGCUCCAAUGGCGGCAUCCAAGGGAACUGGGAGCCUCGGAAGUGGUGGAACCCUAAAUUUUGGGAUCGGAUCGGGGGGUGACAUUAGAUCCUCCUCAUUUACGUCUCGGUCGAAAUCCGGAUGGAAUUCGAAUUCCGUUGGUGGGUCUUUCCUUGAUGAUCAUGAUGGUCUCUUUAGGCCUUCUGGGAAUCAGAAAACCCAAGAUUCUGGUGGUUUAGGGGGUUACGAUGAUGUCUUCGGUGGCCCUCCCAAGUACACCAAUCGGUCGGACAGUCGUGGUGGUGCCUCUUCUGCUUCUACGUUUGAUUAUGAUUCAAUCUUUCAGGGAUCAAAGGAUUCUGGUUCAAAGUCUUCAUCUUUACCCGUUUUUGAUAAGCCUGUGUAUGAUGAUGAUAUGUUCAACGGGUUACCGGGGACGAAGAGCUCGUCUUCUGUCAAGUAUGAUGAUGUGUUCUCUUCGAUGUCGUCGCCUCCUAAGCAGACUGCAUUUGAUGACUUGCUGGGAAAUUUGACUGGAAAGGAGCCAGAAUUCAAGAGCUCCAGUGGAAAGAGAUCGGGAAAAGUGGAGAAGGAUUUGCCUGGUUUUGAUGAUUUAAUACCUGGGUUUGGUGGGAGCAGCCCCUCGAAUAACAGGGGAACUUCGAAGGCCAGUCAGCGUCAGCAGUCUACUGUUCCUUCAAGUAAAUCAACUGCCAGUAUGAUGGAAGACCCCUUUGUAGUUUUAGAAUCAACUUCUACUACAGCUUACUCAUCCUCAGACAUGUUUACUGAUCCAUUGGAGCACAUGAGUAAGACUAGUAAUUCUGGAAGCACAAAGAUUGAUCCUUCUAUUGGCAGGGGAGUAUUUGAUGAUAUGGAUCCUCUUAAUGGGCUGGGGAAAUCAGUGCCAUCAUUUUCAUCUGAGAUGAAUAAUGUAGCAAAUGAUAAAAUCCCUAUAAAGACAGGAUCAAAUAUGACUGCUAGACAUACUUCAGCUGGCAAAGAACCAACUGAAAAGCCUUCAGCAAAGGUUUCCAACAACACCUCCCAAAAGAAGGUUUCUGUCGAUAAUUAUCAGGAUUCUCAUCAAACCCUAUUUGACAUGCCUACUGCAUCAUCAGACUCUCAGAAGCCAAGUUCUCAUUCUUCACAUGUACAUACUAAUUCCAAUGACAAAAGUCAGGUAGAUAUGUCUCCACGAUCUGAAGAAAAUAUGGAAGCAGCUGAUGAUAUAUGGCUCACUGUCUCUGAGGUUCCUCUUUUCACACAACCAACAAGUGCUCCACCACCCUCAAGGCCCCCUCCUCCUAGACCAGCUCAAGCUUCAAAGACAGAUAGAGGUUCAUUUACUGCUGUAAAUACAAAAAAGAAGGUUAAUGAGUCUUAUUUCCCAAAUUCUGCUCAAAACUUCCAAAGUAAUGUCCCUGAUUCAGUGAAGAAUCAAGGUGUAUCUUCAAUAGAUGAACUUGAAGAUUUUGCCAUGGGCAGGCCUCGAAGUAAUGCUGAUGAGAAUGUAGAUGUUUUUUCCAGUGAAGAAGACAUGGAGAGAAAUUCAGCUGCAGCUGCUAUGAAAGAGGCUGUGGAUAGAGCUGAGGCAAAAUUUAAACAUGCUAGAGAAGUAAGGGAGAGAGGAUUUGCAAAGGCUAGAAGUAGAGAAGCUGCACAUCUGGAGAAAGAUGAAGCAUAUGAACGCGAACAGAGGGAAAGAGAGGAGAAAGAGCGAGAACUGAGAGAUCGUGAACGGGAACAGAAGGAAAGAGAGGAGAAAGAGAGAGAACAAAGGAGACUAGAGAGGGAAAGGGAGAGACAACGGGAGAUUGAGAGGGCCGCAGUUCUAAGGGCACAAGCAGAAGCACGUGAAAGGGCAGCAGCAGAAGCAAGGGAAAGAGCAGAAAAGGCAGCUGCUGAAGCUCGCCUAAAAGCUGAAAGGGCUGCUGUUGAAAAGGCUAAUCAGGAAGCACGUGGGCGUGCUGAGCGAGCUGCAGUGCAGAGAGCACAAGCUGAAGCACGCGAAAGGGCAGCAGUGGAAGCCAGAGAAAGAGCAGAAAAGGCAGCCAUUGCAAGGGCAGAAGCAGAAGCACGAGUUAGAGCAGAACGAGCUGCUGUUGAAAGGGCUUCUGCAGAGGCUCGUGAAAGGGCUGCAGCAGCAGCAGCAGCUGCUGCUGCAAGGGAGAAUCAGCAAAAGAAUGGAAAUGAUCUGGAAUCCUUUUUCAGUAUGAGUGCUCGAGCAAACAGUGCUCCAAGGCCAAGGCCUACCACUUCGGACCCUGUUUUUGAUACCCAAUUCCAAAACAAGGGAGGGCCAGAUGGAACACGAAAGACAUCAUUUACUUCGUCCAGCAUGAGGAAGGCAUCUUCCACUACAAAUAUUGUUGAUGAUCUUACUUCGAUUUUUGGAGGUUCCCCAUCAUCUGGGGAAUUUCAGGAAAUUGAAGGUGAAAGUGAGGAAAGACGAAAAGCCAGAUGGGAACGCCACCAAAGGACUCAGGAGCGCGCUGCAAAAGCACUAGCUGAGAAAAAUCAGCGUGACCUUCAAACCCAAAGGGAGCAGGCAGAGAGACAUAGGAUUGCUGAAACACUGGAUGUUGAAAUAAAGCGUUGGGCUGCAGGGAAGGAGGGCAAUUUACGUGCUUUGCUGUCAACAUUACAAUAUGUUCUUUGGCCUGAAUGUGGUUGGCAGCCAGUUUCUUUGACUGAUUUGAUUACGUCUGCCUCAGUUAAAAAGGUGUAUAGAAAGGCAACCUUAUGUAUCCAUCCUGAUAAGGUGCAACAGAAAGGUGCCAAUCUUCAACAAAAAUAUAUAGCAGAGAAAGUGUUUGACCUUCUUAAGGAAGCAUGGAACAAGUUCAAUUCGGAAGAGCUGUUUUAAAUUCCUUGACUAUUCUUUCAUUCCAAGCCACUUCUUUAGACAAAUCGCAUGAGUUUAUUUGGAGAGAAAUGUUCAACUUGCAUCAGCUGAGAUAUUACUCUCCCAGUGCGUUUGUCUUGGUGUCGCUGAAGAGUUUCCUUCAUAAACUGCCGUGGCGGCCCAAGGAUAAAGACCGCUUGUUUGUUAUGUUGCUGUAAAUUGAUGUUGCUCGGGCAAUGUAUGAGUUUUAAUGCUACUGUAUUUGAAACUGGAAUGGCUGAUUGGUGUAGAGUGUUGGCCAUGCUGCUUCUCAUAUACACUUCUAUGGCCAAUUUUAUCAGCCACCCAUCUGAGUUGAGUUUCUUCUGUGUUAAUUCUUUCUGUGAGCUGAAUGAAUGCCAAUAUUUUAUUGGUGCCUUGCGAUAUCAAAACUGAAUUUCAAUUAUGUUUCUUGAGUUGAAAAUUCAAGUGCUAUACAAACUUUUCAUUUAUUUGUUUUUUA
Molecule: messenger RNA, 3804 nt
Organism: Nelumbo nucifera (sacred lotus)
Lineage: Eukaryota; Viridiplantae; Streptophyta; Magnoliopsida; Proteales; Nelumbonaceae
Product: auxilin-related protein 1-like
Biological process (GO): clathrin-dependent endocytosis; clathrin coat disassembly
Cellular component (GO): cytoplasm; vesicle; intracellular membrane-bounded organelle
Molecular function (GO): clathrin binding
Source: RefSeq, a predicted model, not a curated record